AUGUCCGAUUAUGAGGCAGCAUCCUCCAACCCGUCUAAGCGGCAGAGAACAGACACCAGCUCCCAUCAAAACUCCCUGUCGUAUGAUGACUAUACUGUUGGCUGGAUAUGUGCUCUCUCGGUCGAGUUGGCAGCCGCAGAGGCCAUGCUAGAUCACGUCCACUGCCCGCUUCCAAACAAGCAAGAUGAUACGAAUGCCUACACCUUCGGCAGCAUUGGUAGCCACAACGUUGUCAUCGCUUGCUUGCCAGCAGGGUACUAUGGCACCAACAAUGCAGCCAACGUGGCAACGAACAUGCAGAGAAGCUUCCGCCAUAUUGACAAAGGUCUGUUGGUUGGCGUCGGUGGCGGUGUCCCUGAUUCAACGGACAUCAGGCUGGGCGAUGUCGUGGUCAGUUUUGAAGUUGUGCCGUACGACUUGGGCAAGGCCAUGCCCGACGGCCGCUUCUUCUGGACAAGCAUCCCUCGGCGGCCGGCGCAGUCUCUUCUAACAGCAAUUGCAAAGCUCAGGGCAAGUCAUGAUCGGGCGCCGAGCAGACUUCCCGACAUCAUGGCCGAGAUGCACCAUCGCCAUCCGCACAUGACCAGAUAUAGGCGCCCCAAAUUGAAGGACAAGCUAUUUGCCACUUUAUACAACCAUGUUCAACCCUUGCACGGGUGUGAGAACUGCGACGAGUCGCAGAUCCUGCCACGAAGACCGCGAGAAACAGAACUCCCUGAGAUUCACUAUGGCCGGGUCGGAUCAGGAAAUCAAAUAGUCAGAGAUGGCCUCACACGAUCCCAGCGGUCAAAGGAGCUUGAUGUUUUGUGUUUUGAAACUGAGGCAGCUGGUGUGAUGGAUAUCAUCCCUUGCCUUGUGGUGCGUGGCAUAUGCGAUUACUCGGACUCUCAUAAGAACAAACAAUGGCAGCACUACUCGGCUGCGGUAGCGGCAGCAUAUUCUAAAGAGCUUUUAUUAAUAACACAGGACACUGAUUCCAACAACAUCCUCCUGGCAGCGGAUUCCGCAAUUUCGGCGGACCAUCAAAACAGAUGGCUAGAGGCUUUGUCAUUUGGAUAUAUUGAUAGCCGCCGGAGAGCCGUCAAAGCUGCACAUGCAAAGACUUGCGAAUGGUUUCUAAAAGACCCUAGGUACCUGGCUUGGCAGGAUCCCGCGAGCUUUGAUGAAAACCACGGGUUCCUCUGGGUCAUUGACAAAUGGAGAGAAACUGCGGAUACUGCUGUGACAUCGUUCUUUUUCAAUGCGACAGGGGAGGAGCUGGAGAAGUCAACAACUGGGAUGUAUCGAUCUCUGCUCCUGCAAGCAUUAGAAAGCUUUCCGAGUCUACAACAUAUUCUAAAACGCCUCACAACGUUUCCUAAGACGCAAAAUAGCAGUUUCUUGGAUGUUGAGAUACUUGAAAAACUCUUCAACAGCCUGGUCCAAGCCCUCGGAGACAAAACCCUGUUCUGCUUCAUUGAUGCUUUGGAUGAGUGCGAUCAGGAGCAAAUUCUGAAGAUGGUAGAAUCGUUUGAGACGCUCGGGGAGCUUGCCUCUCGGAACAAGACCAAACUCUACGUCUGUUUUUCAAGCCGACCUUACCCAUAUAUUGAAGUGGAGAGAGGGCUCCGACUCCAGUUAGAUGCCCAGGAAGGCCAUGCCUCGGACCUGGAGAGUUAUGUGCGCAGCAAGCUACGCGCAGGUCGGGGGAAGAUGGCUGAAGAUAUUAUUCAGGACGUUCUUUCUAGAGCUUCUGGGGUCUUCAUGUGGGUUGUCCUUACCGUGGAGAUUCUCAAUCAAGAGAUUAGAGAUGGUCGCAUCUUUGCCUUGAAACGACGUUUGCAUGAGUUACCUAGCGAUCUAAGCCACGUCUUUCGCCAAAUUCUUACGCAAGACGAACGUAAUAUCAACGACAUGCUACUCUGCAUCCAGUGGAUAUUGUUCUCGCGUCGGCCACUCACGACCAAGGAGUUUUACACUGCUGUGUCCUUUGGACUGAAUCCAAAGCCGGAGACUGUUGUCCCGUGGGACCCGGGGCAGAUAACUGGGGAUGUCAUGGCUCGACUGGUAUCUAGUUCAUCGAAAGGUCUAGCCGAAAUCACUAAAUCCCAGAGCCCAACAGUCCAAUUCAUCCAUGAGUCGGUCCGUGACUUCUUAAUUAAGGAGAACGGGAUCGGAGAAAUUUGGCCAGAUCUUAAAGAGGACUUUGAAACUAAAAGUCAUGAUCAACUGAAACAAUACUGCGAAGCAUACUUGAAGGUUGAUAUUUCCAACUUUCUCCCCUUCAAAGACGGCCUCUCCUCUAUGGAACUAGCCUUUUCCUUCCCAAUGCUUGAAUACUCGACUUCGUUCAUUCUUGAGCAUGCGGAAGCAGCCAGCCAAUCCAUUACCCAAGGCGCGUUUCUGGCAGAUUUCUCAAGUAGUGGGAAGUGGCCCCUAUGGAUUAAUCUGCAUAAUGUGUUUGACAUGCAUGGAACUUUCCCCUAUUCGUCCUACGCAGAUCUGGAGUACGUUCUUUGCGAACGAGGUCACACAGGGCUCUUUCGCACAAUCUUUCGUCCAGACUUUCGCAAACUUGCUUCAGGGGGGCGAUACUCCACAUCUUUGAUUGCCUCCUCGGCGUCGGGCAAUCUGGAAAUAAUGAAAACUCUAUUAGCAGCUAGCCUUGAUGGUUUGAAUCAUCAAGAUCAAGAGGGAUCAACUGCGUUAGCUGUGGCAGCCAAAACAGGGCAGGUGUUGAUGACAAAAGCCCUUCUGGGGGCAUCUGGGGUAGCGACCAACAUAAAGGAUAAGCAUGGAAAGACUCCCCUAUUAUGUGCCGCCGAACUAGGUCAUAAAGGAUGCUUGAGGCUGCUGCUAGGAGUCAAUGGCAUCGACCCCGACUCGAAGGAUAACCUUGGCCAAACACCGCUAUCGUGGGCUGCUCGAAACGGCCACGAAGAAUGCGUCACGCUUUUACUAGCUGCAAAAGGGGUCGACCCUGAUUCACAGGACAAUAACGGGCGGACACCCCUCUCUUGGUCCGUGGCAAACGGUCAAGUGAAGUGCACGCGGCGACUAUUGAUGGCUGGGGCGAGCCCUGAGUUGAAGGACAACUCCGGAUGGACGCCUCUAGCAUGGGCAGCGGCAAUGGAGGAGCUGGCCUGUGUGGACCAGCUUCUUGAAGCUGGUGCUAAUCCGAAAUCGACGGACGACGACGGAUGGACACCACUGUUAUGGGCGGUAGCGAAUGGAUAUGCGUACAUUUUCGAGGACACUGAAUUAGAGCAAUAG
Clonostachys rhizophaga is the source of this 3252-nucleotide messenger RNA. NCBI's taxonomy places the organism in Eukaryota, Fungi, Ascomycota, Sordariomycetes, Hypocreales, Bionectriaceae. The record is from the annotation of a GenBank genome assembly.